CUCCGUAAUUUCGUUAGUCACUUCUAGUUUGGCAUCGGAUGACGCGCUCUUUCGUUAAUCGGACACUCCGGUCAUCCCAAACCAAUUCAAUUUAAAUCAUAAUCACCGUCCGACAAACAUUUUAGAGUCAUUCAUUUUUUUUGUUGCGAUACUGAAAUUUUUUGUCCUCCUCGAAACGUCACCGCUUACAUAAAAAAUAUAAACUAAUUAUAAUCGUCUGUAAAAUAAUAAAUAAAUUACGCGUUGUUAUUGUAUUUUGAUUCGUCUGUUCACGAAGCUGCAACCGCCACUGUAUAUACAUCGUCGAGUACCGAUAAUACCUUACCGAUUUCAAUAAAAGUUAUACGGCCGUGUCGUUAAGUCACACAGUGCAUUCGCAUCAGUACCGCAGUCGCUGCCACUGCAUCAGAGCCAUCGCCACUACCGCGUGCCUGCACCCUUGCGGAGCAGCGUCGACGUUUUGCGACCCGGCGUGCAGUAACGGGCACCGCGAUUGAUCUGAAAGGUGUAGCGGGUGGUGAUCCGCACCACCCGCACAACAUUUUCCCCGCACUGUUCUCGAGACAGUUGAACUUCAACAACGGGUCACAUCAUCACGGUGGCACGGCACACUCGUCUUCGGGUAAACUCAUGAUGGACGAUUUGCGGCCAGGUCUUGGAGGUAUAUUGGGCUUGAUGGACCACGAUCACCAUCACCAUCACCUCCACCACCACCACCCGACCGCGGUGCACGCGGACAAACAACGUGCAUCGAAGGGGGCAAGUGACUCGUCUAAUGAACUCGGCUCGAUGUACGGACUGCCGGUUAACGCGGCCGGCGACUCAUCUCACCACAACACGCCGUCCCCAGGACGAGGAUCUCUAGCCGAACAGACUACAUCUGAAGGAGCGUUUAAAAAAUUGAAAACAGAACCUUUGACAUCUGUAGGUAGCAUAAGUGGAAGUCAUUCUGGACACACGCCUACUACGGCAACGUGCCCGACUCCAGCAAGACGAAGACACCGUACGACUUUUACCCAGGAACAACUGGCAGAGCUUGAAGCUGCUUUUGCCAAGUCUCAUUACCCUGAUAUCUAUUGCAGGGAGGAAUUAGCAAGAAGUACAAAACUCAAUGAAGCUAGAAUACAGGUAUGGUUUCAAAACCGAAGGGCCAAGUACAGAAAACAGGAAAAGCAAUUGCAAAAGGCUUUGGCCCCGCCCUCCAUGCUUCCCGGAUGUAACGGGGCCGCCAUGAUGAGAAACAUCUACCCUUCAGCGUCUAGAACGUACCAAGCUUACCCGCACCCGAAUAGCAUGAACAGAUACCAUCCGCAGAUGUCAUCUAGUUCUUACAUGUCUACUGCUGUGAUGAGUCAACCAUUUACAGUCACAAGUCAUCAUUCAAAUCCAACUGCUUCUUCUAAUCAGUCAUCUAUUACAACACCAGCAGGAAUGAUGCCAGAAGAAGAAUGGUACAAUAAAAGUUUAUCGGCAUUGCGGAUGAACUCCGGACAUCAUCCAAACCUCACCACACCAAUGUUACAAUACCAGACAUAGACCUGUGAUACUAGAUGCAUACUAUAAUUGUAUGCUAAUUGAAUUAUUUUAAAUAAUUAUUGUAUAACGGGCUGAAUCGUUCUUGUUUUUUGCGCCAUUUUUUCGUGUACUCCUAUAAACCUCAAUAGAAUAAUCUUCAAAGUCUUGAAACACGUUUUGCUGAUUUGUGUACAAAAAUACCGUAGAACUUACUUCAAUCUAUUUAUAAGUUAUUCAUAACAACGGGUGUACCUAUAUGUAAAUAUAUAAUAUAUAUUUUUUGUUUGGUUUGUUUUUUAUCACUUCUGAAAUUCUUUAAGAUUUAUUACUAUAGAUGUUUUUACGUUUUUUUUCGAUUUUUACGAUUGGAUUAAUAUUAUUGAACAUAAUCUACAAUUAUAACAUAAUUUAUAUUAAAUAGUAACUAUUGUAAACGGAAUUGUAAAUAUACACGUUUUAAUUAUGUAAUAACA
This is a messenger RNA of Myzus persicae (green peach aphid), 1988 nucleotides long. RefSeq names its product homeobox protein prophet of Pit-1-like. NCBI's taxonomy places the organism in Eukaryota, Metazoa, Arthropoda, Insecta, Hemiptera, Aphididae. The transcript has 7 exons. The record is from RefSeq and is a predicted model, not a curated record. Bases 631 to 1536 code for a protein of 301 amino acids. Gene Ontology annotation, molecular function: RNA polymerase II transcription regulatory region sequence-specific DNA binding; DNA-binding transcription factor activity, RNA polymerase II-specific. Gene Ontology annotation, biological process: regulation of transcription by RNA polymerase II.